This is a messenger RNA of Salpingoeca rosetta, 694 nucleotides long. RefSeq lists its product as uncharacterized. The transcript is spliced from 4 exons. NCBI's taxonomy places the organism in Eukaryota, Choanoflagellata, Craspedida, Salpingoecidae. The record is from RefSeq and is a predicted model, not a curated record. The coding region runs from base 263 to 694 and encodes 143 amino acids.
CACACGCGCAAGCUCCAUCCCGUGUUGUGGCUAUCGUGGUUGUCAGCGCACACUCAAGUCCUUCCUCCCCUUCUUCGCUUCUUGCUUCUUGCUUGUUGUUGCUGCGUAGGUGAGCGGAAAAAAAAAAAGCAGCAGUGUGUGACGACAAAGAGGAGGACAGGAACAGUGACACACCUCCACCUCGCAGAUCACAACCUUGACUAGGAUACAGUUUGCCUCUUCCCAUGAGCACGCUUACCGCGUCACUCGUCCGCUGUGUGGGAUGUUGCUGCGUGUGCUGCGGCCUGUGACGUACCUUGGGUCGUCCCUGUUUGCCCUCGCCAUCCUGGUCAAGAACGACCAAGCGCGCAAAGCGUCCAAACCAUUCCAACUGUCGCAGGUGGUCGUACCCCCGAAAGAUGUGGCGCAUGUGCGGGAAGCAGCAGCCCGGCUGGGCAUUCCACACACCCAGAACAUCUUUGUCGUCUGCAGCCGCUCCCUCUCUGGUAUGCGAUGUGAUGAGAUGGCUGCGGACGUGGGGGCGGCGCGUGUGGGCCGGGAUGUGUGCGAGGGCGGGCUUGAGUCGCUGCAGGCGCAUGAGGACGCUGUAAUUGCGGUGACAGGGAACCCGCCGCUGUGGCCGUCGCCGACACACCCGCCGCUCAGGUGGCGACAGGCUGCGCUGCGCCGCAUAUUGAAGGAGUACGACGCAUAA